AUGAAGAUUGAAAGCAUCUGCAAAAAGUUUCUAUGGACAGGGGAGGUAGAGGGGAACAAGAAGGCUUUGGUCUCAUGGACACAACUUUGUUGGCCAAAAACUGCAGGAGGCUUGAACAUAACAGACAUAGUUACUUGGAACAAAGCAGCAAUCCUGAAGCAAAUGUGGAACCUAUGCAAUAAGAAGGACAGAUUAUGGAUCAAGUUGAUGCAUAUCUACUAUAUAAAGAAAGAGAAAACAUGGAAUGUGAAGGUUAAUCAAGCAGCAUGGACAACUCAGAAGAUUUUAAAAGAUGGGAAGUACCUGACAGAAGCAAGAAUCAAUGUUGAAGAAGUAAUGUCUGGGAAGGACUACUCAAUAAGAGAAGUGUAUAACAAGAUGAGGGGUGAAUUCACAAAGGUCAUUUGGAGGAGAUUAAUUUGUAACAACUGUAGUAGUCCAAGGUGGAUAUUCAUUAUGUACAUAGCUGUCCAAAACAGGCUAUAUACUAAGGACAUAUUGAUGAAAUGGGGUAGUAUUACAAGUGCAGAAUGUGUGUUGUGUGAAGCAGUUGAUGAAAGCCAUGACCAUCUAUUCUUUACGUGCGAGUAUUCAAGCAAUGUGUGGGAGAAAGUAAUGAAGUGGGCUGGAAUAGGAAGGAAAGCCAGGAUAUGGUCGGAAGAAAUAAGCUGGGCCAGUACAUAUGCAACAGGGAGUAAAUCAGAUGAAGCUAUAUAUAGAAUGAUCCUAGCUGGAGCUGUAUACUACCUAUGGCAAGAGAGGAACUGGAGAAUUUUCAGAAAGAAGAAAAGGAAAGCUGAAGAAUUAGUGAGAAUGAUCGUUCAAGACAUACAUUGCAGAGGCUCAAAGUGGAUAAAAUUGGAGAAGAAACUACAAGCACUGAAUUUCUAUCCUUAG
This is a messenger RNA of Nicotiana attenuata, 897 nucleotides long. RefSeq lists its product as uncharacterized. Bases 1 to 897 code for a protein of 298 amino acids. The record is from RefSeq and is a predicted model, not a curated record. The transcript has a single exon. Lineage: Eukaryota; Viridiplantae; Streptophyta; Magnoliopsida; Solanales; Solanaceae.